AUGGCCCCGAAACGAACGAAUGCCGCUGAUAAUCAAAGCAGUAAAAAACAGCGAAAGACCAAAAAGAAAAUAAAAGCACCACCUUCUUUUUUAGAUGCGACCACACUUUUGCAGGUGGUGGACUUUCCUUUACAACAACAGCAAGAACAACAACAAGCGCUGCCAGAACAUGAUACAGUAAAAUCUGAUGUUGUCAGUGAUGUUAUUAAGGAAGUCUUCCUCGAUCGCUUUGUCAAGGAAAUAGUAAAACCAUUUGCUCCAGAUAGGAAUAGCAACAGUCAGUUUGUAGUGCGAAACUGCAAGCUGCGGAAGUCGAAUCAGAAUCAAGCAGGCAAGAAGACCGAAACAAAUUCCAUCUGGAAUCAACGAAUAAGAAUAGGAACGAACCAAUGCCUACGGAUACUCGACGCCGCCAUGAAUGGAUCGGCGAAUCCGAAACCUCUCCUUUGCGUUUGCGCUCGAGAUGUGUAUCCUCCUACAAUGUUGACCCAAGUCCCCGUCGUUGCGAAAAAAUUGAAAAUUCCGCUUGUCAUUCUCGGAGGGAAGGCAACUACAGAACUUGGUGAAGCAAUCGGUCUCUGCAAGGCUUCAAUAGUAAUCAUCUUGGAAUCAUCAAUUGGAACUGACGAAUCUCACGGUGCAAUUGAUUCGUUCUGUUCAUACGCUCGGACAUUAGUAGACUCUUGA
This is a messenger RNA of Cylindrotheca closterium, 687 nucleotides long. NCBI's taxonomy places the organism in Eukaryota, Bacillariophyta, Bacillariophyceae, Bacillariales, Bacillariaceae. The record is from the annotation of a GenBank genome assembly.